GGCGUCCUCAACCGGAAAUUCGAAAGGGAUACCAAAAAGUUUCUGGCUUCGUUCCAAUAGACAUGUCUUCUCUGUUUGCAAGUUAAAGAUCAGCAGCGUGGCGACAAUGUCUCAAGUUUCGUUGAUUAUUCUUACCGUGUACUUCUUGUCCGUCCGCCGGUACUGCAUCAGACAGUGAAUUUCCAGCAAUCUUAAAAACCAGUUUGGACCGUAUUUUAUCAACCAUCUUUCAUUCAACAAAGUUGUUCGAAAAAGCUGGACAUUCCAUAUUAGCGAUUUCCUAUAUUUGAAGUUCAUCAAAAAAUAUUGUAAAGAAUAUAAAUCGUAAAUGACGGAGCGCUAUGAAUCGCCCGAAGUAAAGAUCACACUGACCAAAGAAGAGAUUCACAAGAGAUAUCAAGACACAGCUCUGACCAUAUUUAAGGAGCAAGAAAAUAAAGAGGAAGCUGUAAAUUAUUUGACUUUUGGAACGAGUCGCAGAACCAUGGAGUACAGCAGCUACGGAAAUCAUCCUGUUAUUGUGCGGAGACCAGCCGGUUCUUUGGUAACGCGUAAUAAUAGUACCAUAUCCUCGCAAAUAUUAAGAAUAUAUCAAAAACCACGAGAUAGCUGUGCGAUAAAUUAAUUUAUAAUUCAACUAUGGCUGGUUAUGAUUGCAAAUUAAAUAAUCAUAUUUUUAUCUUAUA
Molecule: messenger RNA, 686 nt
Organism: Frieseomelitta varia
Lineage: Eukaryota; Metazoa; Arthropoda; Insecta; Hymenoptera; Apidae
Exons: 3
Coding region: 329-625 (98 amino acids)
Source: RefSeq, a predicted model, not a curated record